ACUAAAAACCCUCUCCUUGGGCGCUUGUUCUCGUCUCCAACCUUUCCCCCUCGCCACCUCAACGAACGUAAACGAACGCGAAUCUCAAGCGCAAUGGGGUUGAACAGAUUCAUCUCUCUCAACCAUUUCCUCAAACACAUGGGUUCCAACUCCGUGAGGCAUCGUAGCUCUGUUGCUGCGAAGGGCGCUUCGAUCGUUGGGGUUAAGGACAUCAUCGCCGUCGCCUCCGGGAAAGGCGGCGUUGGGAAGUCCACAACCGCAGUUAAUUUAUCUGUUGCUCUUGCUAAGGCAUGCCAAAUGAAGGUGGGAUUACUGGAUGCUGAUAUAUAUGGGCCAUCAAUACCUACAAUGAUGAAUCUCCAUGAAAAGCCUGAAGUGGAUCGAGAUAUGAAGAUGAUUCCUAUUGAGAACCAUGGAGUUCGAUGUAUGUCCAUUGGAUUUCUUGUGGGCAAGGAUGCUCCAAUAGUUUGGAGAGGUCCUAUGGUAAUGAGUGCUAUUGAGAAGUUAACAAGGGGUGUUGCAUGGGGUGACCUAGAUAUUCUUGUUGUUGAUAUGCCUCCAGGCACCGGCGAUGCUCAGCUUUCUAUAUCUCAGAGACUUCAAUUAUCUGGUGCUCUUAUUGUUUCAACUCCACAAGAUAUUGCACUAAUUGAUGCUCGAAGAGGAGCAAACAUGUUUCGUAAAGUUCAAGUUCCUAUUUUGGGAGUAGUGGAGAACAUGAGCUGCUUUGAAUGCCCAAACUGCGGCACAAAAUCAUACAUAUUUGGACAAGGGGGAGCGCAACGAACUGCCGAAGAGAUGGACAUGAAGUUCCUUGGUGAGAUUCCUCUUGAGCUAGAUAUCAGGAGUAGUUCUGAUGAAGGCAAUCCAAUCGUCGUAGCAUCUCCUCAUUCUGCUUCUGCAAAAGCAUACACCAGUGUGGCUGAGAAAGUGACGGAGAGGCUCAAGGAGUUGGCCGAGGAACGGGCAAUGGGCCCGCAGAUCUCGUUGUAGAAUUCAUCAGCUUUUAUCUUCUCUUCUUACUCAAAAAAUAGGCACCAAAGGCAUGCUAAUCAGGUUCAGGGUCUGUUUUUCCCUCUCUCAAUCGUAUUACAGCAGUUCUCUUAA
Ananas comosus (pineapple) is the source of this 1107-nucleotide messenger RNA. Its product is annotated as iron-sulfur protein NUBPL. The transcript has 8 exons. Gene Ontology annotation, cellular component: mitochondrion. Bases 94 to 993 code for a protein of 299 amino acids. Gene Ontology annotation, molecular function: ATP-dependent FeS chaperone activity; 4 iron, 4 sulfur cluster binding; ATP binding. The record is from RefSeq and is a predicted model, not a curated record. Gene Ontology annotation, biological process: iron-sulfur cluster assembly; mitochondrial respiratory chain complex I assembly. Lineage: Eukaryota; Viridiplantae; Streptophyta; Magnoliopsida; Poales; Bromeliaceae.